GGUGCCCCGAUGCGCUCAUUGGUGCCUCCCUCCAACGUGUCACCAGUUUUUGUGGAUUACCCCAGAUAUCUUCACCUGCUGGAGGGUGAAACACCACUCCUGUCUCUCAGCUGCUCUCCUCACGGUGUCCAGCUGCAACAAGAACCUUUGACAAAACUUGUCUCGUUCACAGAACAACUCAGGGAAGAUUUGAAGACUUAUUUGAUUUGGUCUUUUUACGCACGACGAACACAGCGAUGCAUUUAUUUGCUUUAGGUUCAAGUAUGACGGCUUUCUCUUUGCCAUUAUCUCUCUUUUUGGCACCUUUGCUGCUGAACGCUCUCCGGGUCAGUGGCUCCCCGUCCCCGGGCUGCGCUUCGUGUGGCUUACCUUCAAUGGAGAGAGACGCAGAGGAGAGGCUGAUGACAGAAAUCGCCAAGCAGCAAAUUUUGGAGAAGCUGCACCUAAAAGAGAGACCCAACAUAACUCACACGGUUCCCCGGGCGGCGCUCCUCACUGCGCUGCGCAAACUGCACUCGGGGCGCGUCAGACAGGAUGGGACUCUUGAACUAGAAAGCGAAAUACCUACCAAAGAUCCAGGCUAUGAAAUAGUGAGCUUUGCAGAUAUAAGUAAGAUGGACAGUGGUGAGGGGGGCAGCCUCAGCCUCAACUUCCAGUUUCAGCAGGAACGAGGCCAGAGUAUCCAGGUACUCGAGUCCUCUCUGUGGAUCUAUGCCCGCUCUUCUGAGGACCCUCGCCGGGACUCACGACUCUUUGCCAGAGUCUUCCUUUCUGCAGUUGGAGAGGUGUCUGGUAGCAACCGCACCCUGGUGAUAGAGAAGAUGCUGGAGGUCCAGGACAGUAACUGGCACACCUUCCCCAUCACCCGCACCCUGCAGUCAUUCCUCGACGGUGGCCAACGCCGCCUACGGCUGGAGGUGAGCUGCGAUGAAGAUGGGAAGAAUCUUUGCUCCCUUGAUGACACAGCUAAUUCCGCCGCGCACCAGCCCUUCCUGGUGGCCAAGGUGCGUCUCCGGGAUGACCGCUCCAAACACAUACUCAGGAAGCGUUCCUUGCAUUGCGGGAAUGUAGUAAGCGUGUGCUGCAAGAGAGAAUUCUACAUCAAGUUCAAGGAUAUCCAGUGGGACGAGUGGAUCAUUGCACCUGAAGGCUACCAUAUGAACUACUGCAUAGGUCAGUGCCCCCAACAUCUGGCUGGUUCCCCUGGAAUCGCAUCAUCUUUCCAUGCCACUGUCUUCAGCCAGCUGAAAAUCAACGGCAUCAACACAGCCACAACUUCAUGUUGUGUUCCCACUGAGCGCCGGCCACUCUCCAUGGUCUUCUUUGACUCUCAGCACAGCAUUGUCAAAAUGGAUGUUCCUGACAUGAUAGUGGAAUCCUGUGGAUGCACAUAGAGGAGACAGUAUGAGAGACAUGGUACUUAACAUAGAUUUGUUUUGUGUGUGUAUUGUAGACAGAGACUCACAGAGUGAUACAAACACACGUCAACAGAGCAGAUGACCAAACACAAAACACUUACUCAGGUAACAUCUGACUGAUUUGACUUCAAAAUGAUAACUGCCUUAUAAAGAUUAUUUAGUUUUAAGGUCUUGUAUUAUGCAGUAUGUAAGUAGCAGGCUGCAGAGAAAAACUAAGUUUCUCAAUUUUUAAGACUGGAACAUAGUUCAAUACCUAGUUUCAGGCGAGUGAAUAUAAUUUAUGCACAAAUUGUGAAUGCAGAAACAUUCAUAUAUCAGAGGCAUAAAUUAAAGAGAGGAAAUGAACUAAGCAACAUUAACACGUGUUAAACUCAACACAGAUCAGAAAGGUGUGAUAUCAAUGUAAAACAUUUGGCAGGCGUGCAAACUAGUUCAGACUAGGGCUGAUUGAUGUCAGACCUGGAUUGCAGAUGUUGUUUACAUUAAGAGAAUAAUGUGAUGCCUUCAAGUGAAUCCUUUCUCAUUUUUGUCAUAUUUUGUUUAUUUAUUUUGUUUUCCAAAAUUGCUGCUGGGAUUCAGUUCAAAGAUGCAGUGAACUGUUUUAUGGAUCUUAGGAAAUUGUGAACAGAAGUGACACGACUUUCAAUGCAAAUUACAUUAUAUUAUAUAUUAUAUUUCCUGUAUGUUUCAUAUGUUCACAGUGUCCACAUACUGUAUAUAGAAUCUAAGAGAUCCUAGAUUUAAAUUGUGCCUUCUUUAAGUCGUGAUGACCAAGUGGACUUACUCUUCAAGUAUAACUUCGGGAAAUUAUAACUCACCUGAACUUAACUCAGUAGUAUAAAUGGCUGGUAAUAAAAGCAUUUGAGCAUCAUUCUCAGUUAAAAACUUUGAUAAUAUUUCUAAGAUGAAAAAAGGGCUUUGUUAAAAUGACAGUUAAAUUGAGUUCUGAGUCUAAACUCACUCCCAAAUUUGUGAUUUCAUUUGUUUGCUACGACCUAAAAGCCCAGAGUUUAUAUUUCCUCCUGCUGCUUUUGAACCUUUUAAAACACUUGAAAAUUCCUCAUUUGGUUUUUUAAAAGUUUGAGAGCACUGAGAGCAAGCAUUGGACUGGGGUCAUUUGGGGAAACAGAACUGUACAACUGGAAGCAUAAUGAAAACAAAAUUGGGCCAAGAAUAUUUCCUUGAGGAACACCAUUUUCAUAAGGGUCUCUCAUGUGUUAGAAAAUAUUUUUUAGGUUGACAUCUCACACAAUUCUACUGCUAUUCUGAUGAUUUUACUCUUUUUUACAUCCACGAAAAAAUGUAAUUAUAUGACAAAGUUAUGAUAAGGAGCAGUUGUUUUUUACAGUGCAAGAGAACACUGAAAUUGAACUGAAUCAGUUAAAAACUGCUGAAAUCUGCCCUAACCUCACUCUGAUUGCAGUUGAUGCCGCAUGCAGGUUGAAAUAUGCUUAAUCAGCAUCUCCACUGUAUUAUUUACACAAGUCGGGCAAUCAGUUGGGUAACUGUGACUUUGACAGAAUAUGACCCCAGGGUUAUUUUUCAGCAGCGUGCUCAAACAUUUAGCUAUUGCUUCAGUGUCAGGUAAUGUGAAGGUCUGUGAAGCAGUGGGAUCAAUGACCAGGGCGCCUUUAAAUGAUUCACUUGUAUUUACACUUUUCAGUAAAAACCUAUAAGAAAUAUUUUUAAUACUGGAGUUUAUCAUUGCAGUUCACAGAUUUAUCCUGUAAGCACUUCCUGUCACAAGGUUCACUGUGACAUUGAGGCGCCAUUGUACCAUAACUUACUAUGCACUUUAUCAUCCUACUGUAUUUUUAUAGCUAAUUUUAUAGGCCUUCAGAGAGCACAAUGUCAAUUCGCAAUAUAUUUUAAGCUCUAAGUUGUGUUUAAAUGUGUGGUAUUGUAUAUAAUUGCAGAUGACAGAUGAUGCAACAAUUUCUUUAUAAUGUAACUGAUGGAAAUGGAGCCAGGAUUUGACUUAUAAUUAUUGACUUCAUUUUUUUUUAUUUCAUACCAUAUUUAAUGUAUAACAAAUUGUUUGUUUUGCAAAUAAAUGAUAAUAUUUGCAAUAAAAUUUGUCUUAAUGUGC
Hippoglossus stenolepis (Pacific halibut) is the source of this 3507-nucleotide messenger RNA. Its product is annotated as inhibin beta B chain. NCBI's taxonomy places the organism in Eukaryota, Metazoa, Chordata, Actinopteri, Pleuronectiformes, Pleuronectidae. Gene Ontology annotation, cellular component: extracellular region. The transcript is spliced from 2 exons. Gene Ontology annotation, biological process: SMAD protein signal transduction; BMP signaling pathway. The coding region runs from base 237 to 1394 and encodes 385 amino acids. The record is from RefSeq and is a predicted model, not a curated record. Gene Ontology annotation, molecular function: growth factor activity; hormone activity; cytokine activity.